This is a messenger RNA of Varanus komodoensis (Komodo dragon), 1864 nucleotides long. It is a transcript of the gene PM20D1, whose product is annotated as peptidase M20 domain containing 1. Gene Ontology annotation, biological process: amino acid metabolic process. The record is from RefSeq and is a predicted model, not a curated record. Gene Ontology annotation, molecular function: metallocarboxypeptidase activity; hydrolase activity, acting on carbon-nitrogen (but not peptide) bonds, in linear amides. The transcript is spliced from 13 exons. Bases 25 to 1590 code for a protein of 521 amino acids. NCBI's taxonomy places the organism in Eukaryota, Metazoa, Chordata, Lepidosauria, Squamata, Varanidae.
AAAGUGCAGGCAGGAUGCUGCAAGAUGGCGUCACGCGGGGCCCGCGCGCGAGGGCUCCUGUGGGUUGCCGGCCUGGGGCUCUGCGGGACCGCGGCGGUCUUGCUAGUGGCGGUGCUUGUGCGCACCUACGGGACGCGCCCCUCCGCGCUGGCUCCGCGGCUCUGGGAGCGCGGGGAGCAGCCCCAGCGCCUGGCGCCCGCAUUCAGCCCUAGAGAGCGGCAGGAGCUGAAGGAGGCACUGCAAGGUGCUAUCAGAAUACAAACAGUUUCCUUCUCACCAGAUGAUCAGAAUCUGACAGCCCUGGCAGAAUUUGAGCCGUACAUUCGUAAAGCCUUUCCUGCAGUGUUUUCUGCCACCUUCAUCCAACAUGAAGUUAUUGGAGGAUACAGCCAUCUGUUCACAGUUGAGGGGUCUAACCCUCAGCUACAGCCCUACAUGCUGCUUGCGCAUAUAGAUGUGGUCCCUGCUUCCCCAGAUAACUGGGAUGUCAGUGACCCUUUCUCUGCUGAGGAACGUGAUGGAUUUAUAUAUGGAAGAGGAACACUGGAUAACAAAAAUUCUGUUAUGGGGAUUCUUCAUGCUCUAGAAUUCUUACUGAGACGAAAUUACAGGCCUCAGAGGUCAUUCUAUAUUGGCCUUGGGCAUGAUGAAGAGGUGGGUGGUCAAAAAGGAGCGAAGAAGAUUGUUGCUGUAUUGGAAUCUAGAGGAGUACAUCUUUCUUUCUUACUUGAUGAGGGAAGCUUCAUUUUUGAUGGCGUCAUCACUGGAAUAGACAAACCAGUAGCAUUAAUUGCUGUCACAGAAAAGGGUGCAAUUACAGCAAAUCUCACUGUAGUAUCAGAACCAGGCCAUUCAUCAGCACCACCCAAGAGGACAAGUAUCGGUAUUCUUUCUGAAGCAUUAUCUAAAUUAGAGCAACAUCCCAUGCCCAAUUUGUUUGCUCAUGGACCUGAACUCAUAAUGUUUGAACAAUUGGCAGCAGAGUUCCGCUUCCCUCUCAAUAUCAUAAUGGCAAAUCUAUGGCUGUUUGCACCUCUGGUUAGCAGAUUUCUUGAGCAAAACCCUGCCACUAAUGCCCUAAUUCGGACCACCACUGCAAUCACGAUGUUUCAUGCAGGUGUCAAGUCUAAUGUUAUUCCACCUUCUGCAAAUGCAACUGUGAAUUUCCGUAUUCAUUCAUCGCAAACAGUUAAUGAGGUCCUGGAAAUAGUAGACAAAACAAUUGAUGAUAAGAGAGUGAAGAUAGAAAUGAUGGAUGCCUUUGAUCCACUCCCAGUUAGCCCCUGGGAGGACCAGACCUUCGGAGUGCAGGUUUUCCGCCAGACCAUCCUGGAUGUUUUCCCAGAUGUUGGCAGUGUAGCUCCAGGCAUUUGUAUUGGAAACACGGACAGCAGACAUUACAGCAAUCUCACAAAUGCCAUUUAUCGAUUUAACCCAGUGAUCUUUAAACCCAAUGAUUUACCAAGGUUCCAUGGGUUGAAUGAAAGGAUCUCUAUUGAAGCUUAUGAAAAGCAAGUUGAAUUUCUGUUCCAACUGAUUCAAAAUUCUGAUUUAAACCAACCCACAGAGCCACAUAUUCAUGAGUUAUGAAAACAAGAAAGUAGGAAGAUUUGUGGGUGUUGUUAGGAAUCAGAAGUAUGAAACAUAUUCUAUGUUGCUUUCUGUUCCAGAACUGUGUUAUUAGGAAUUAUGACUAAUGUACAUAUUUAACAUAAUGAUACUACUGUGCUACACCGCAAAUGAUUGUGAAACAUGCUAAAAACAAAGCUGAACAAAUCCUUUUGUACUAAAACAGAAGUAUUACACUUAAUGUGAGAGCCAGUGUGGUGUAGUGGUUGAGAGUAUGGGACUGGGACACAGGAGA